Molecule: messenger RNA, 1412 nt
Organism: Prorocentrum cordatum
Lineage: Eukaryota; Dinophyceae; Prorocentrales; Prorocentraceae
Source: the annotation of a GenBank genome assembly
UCGGUAUGCCGCGUGCUUCAGCCGUGCCGGCUGCGCGACGCGCGAAGAGCCUCGGGAGCCUCGAGACUGGGGUCAGUGCAAACGGGGGUCAGCCAGGGUACGGGAUCCUGCAGGAUCCUGCGAAGACACCCUCCAGCUGACCCGGGUCAGGGAGCCGCUCGUGGCCGCGAGGCGGCCGCGCCUAUUGGCUGGCCCGGGUUUGCGAAGCCCUGCGCUGCAGUUUUUGUUCCUGCAUUGCAGUUUUUUGGUUUCCUGCUGACCCGGGUAUGGAUUGACCCGGGUCAGAAGAUCCCCGAGAGCCCGCCAAUUGCACGCGGCGGCACACAUUGGGCAAUCUGCCGACCCCCACGCCGUUCCCGUUCACACCCCCAGGGUCCCUGUCAGUCAGCAGUCAGGGUUCGGGGUUCUCCUGACUUCGGCCGAAAUUCUUCCGCUCCGUCGGGGCGUGCCCCCGCCCCACACUCACCAUCGCUCAUCGUUGGCGCGCGGGGAUCUGGCACUGUAGCCGCAGGGGAAAUGCGGUGGGAUUGGCGACAGCGCGCAUGUGGAAACAGCAGACAUACGUCAAUGCGAAGUGGCGGCGGGGUGGCCAGCAUGGUGCAUCGAGUGUGGGCCAGCGAUGUGUUAGCAUGCGUUUUGGGAAGAUUUGGUCGGCUAGCGCAUUGUGGACAACUGAUACCCCCCACGACCCCUGUCGAAAAAGAGUGCGGAAUCAUGAUGGGGAUUCCGCGCGUGGUCCAGCGUUUGCCGCGAAGCGAGCGUUAUAUCGUUUGUGUCAAGAAGUGUUGGGGGUUUGCUGUCUUGUGUCUUAAACGGCGGCCACUCGAGAUGUGGGUCGGGUUGCAUGUUCACAGGGAGAAGGGGGAUGAAGAAGCAGCCUUCAUCAUAAGCCAGUUCCGCCUUCCGCGAUCCCCUCUGCGCCCCGCCUUCUGCGUCGUCGUCCGCGCACCAGGUGCCCGAGGCCGUCCCAGUCCCCCCGUUCGCCGCCUGCCUUGUCAUCCUUUUGCCAUCGGGAGCCGCCGUGCGCCAAGGAAUCUCAAUGACUCGUACCCCUCGCGGAGCACGCUGAAAGUCGCGGACAGGAAAAGAAUCGAUUUCAGCAACGGCGACGCGUACGAGGGCGGCAUGUCGUCCAGCGGGGACGGCAGCGGCGACAGACGUCACGGCCACGGCACCUACAGCUAUGCGUCACCGAACUCAGCGUACAAGGAGUACUCUGGCCAAUGGAGGAGUGGCCGGAAGCAUGGGGCUGGCGCGCGCGUUCAGUCUAUUGUUUUGUUCUUCUUCUCCUCCCCCCCUCGCCCCAUCGCUCCUCCUCCCUGCCCUGGAGGGAGGCUCCUGCCAUACCCCAUCGCAUGUGGAAUUUGAGCCUCGUCACGGCGGGUUGGUUGCUUGGCCAUUCAACUGGGAGC